Messenger RNA from Microthlaspi erraticum, 1278 nucleotides. The record is from the annotation of a GenBank genome assembly. NCBI's taxonomy places the organism in Eukaryota, Viridiplantae, Streptophyta, Magnoliopsida, Brassicales, Brassicaceae.
AUGGCUACUAAUUCAAGAAUUUUAUACGUGUUUCUUCUUCUUUCAUGCAUUGUUAUUUCAUCGCUUGGGGGGAGUUAUGGAGAGGAUACCGAUGAUGAUGAUUGUUUUCACGGGAGUUGGCGUGGGUGCGGUAGUUUCUAUGGAAAAGCUGCCAAAAGAUAUGGCGGUAGAGGAGAUGAUGGUUAUGGCAAUGGAGAAAGAUAUGGAGCUGGUGCUGGUAUGAAAGGCUAUGGUGGUGUUGGCGGUGGUGGUGGUGGUGGCGGAGAAGGUGGUGGCAGUGGUGCCAAUGGAGGUUAUGGUCAUGGAAGCGGGUCUGGAGCGGGUGCUGGAGUUGGUGGUAAAACAGGUGGAGGAGAAGGUGGUGGAGGAGGAGGUGGAGGUGGAGGUGGAGAAGGUGGUGGUAAUGGUUUCAAUGGAAGUAAUGGUCAUGGGAGCGGGUCUGGUGCUGGUGCUGGUGCUGGAGCUGGAGCUGGUGGAGUAGCUGGUGGAGCAGGAGGUGGUGGAGGAGGCGGUGGCGGAGAAGGUGGUGGUGCUAAUGGAGGUUCUGGUCAUGGAAGCGGAUCCGGUGCUGGUGCUGGAGUUGGUGGAGCAACUGGUGGAGUAGGAGGAGGUGGGGGAGGCGGUGGAGGAGAAGGUGGUGGGGAAAAUGGAGGAUCCGGGCAUGGAAGCGGUGCUGGUGCUGGAGUUGGUGGAACAGCAGGUGGAGCAGGAGGAGGUGGUGGUGGUGGAGAAGGUGGUGGUGCUAAUGGAGGAUCAGGUCAUGGAAGCGGAUCCGGUGCUGGCGCUGGAGUUGGCGAAACAGCAGGUGGAGCAGGAGGAGGUGGUGGUGGCGGAGAAGCAGGUGGAGCAGGAGGAGGUGGUGGGGGCGGUGGAGGAGGCGGUGGUGGCAAUGACGGUAAAUCUGGUGGAGGAUAUGGCCACGGUAGUGGUUUCGGUGUGGGAGUUGGCUUUGGAAAUGGUGGAGGAGGUAGUGGUGGAGGUGGAGGUGGAGGUUCAGGCAGUGGUUAUGGUGCUGGUUUUGGUAUGGGUAAAGGCAAUGGUAAUGGAGGGGGUGGGGGUGGAGGAGGUGGUGGUGGCGGUGGAGGUAGCGGUGGAGGAAGUGGAAGUGGAAGUGGAAGAGGAGAAGGAUAUGGAUCGGGAGGAGGAACCGGCAUAGGCAAUGGAGGAGGAGGAGUGGGUUUUGGAAUGGGCAUUGGCUUUGAUAUUGGCAUCGGAGGAGGAAAUGGUGGUGGUACCACUUAUCAAAGCAAUAUUUCCGGCGAUAAAAAUUCUCCCUAG